GCCAGGGCUGGGCGGAGCGUGCUGGACACCCCAAAUCGAGCAGGCUGGGAGGAGGGAAGUGGCCAGUCCUGGGCCCCUGCUGGGGGCUGGAGAGAGAAGAGAGCGCGGUAGGUGCUGCCCGCCCAGCUCUUUGGGAGAGAAGAGCUUAUGUGACCGUGAGAGACGUGUCUGCUCAGCCGAGUGGCGGGCCCGGCCCCUGCCUCCGCUUGGAGAUCCGUUCUCCGGGCCCCCAAGGCUUAGGGGGGUCCAGUCCCCAGAUCCCAUAGAUGAGAAGACAAUGACUUCUCCAGAUCCUGGCCCCCAAACUGAGCUGCGGAGAUAGAGCCCUUACUAGGGCUGGUUUCUAAUGGUUUCUAGUGGGAAGAGCACUUGCCCACUGUGGACCGCUGGGCAGGUUGCUGGGCCUCUGGGAGUUGCAGUCACCCGGCUCUGGAUGGGGUGAGAAGGCAGAGUGGGUGGUGGGGAUAACCCGGGUUUGGAGCCUGAGCUGAGGGCUGGCCCUCCCACACUUGGCCUCAGCAAGAGGUGACUCAGGAACUUUUCCAAUCCUUCCUUCUUGCCUACCCUAGCCUUCUGAGAAGUCCAGACUUGCAAAGCCCAAGACUGACCCAUGAGGCAGGGCUGAGGCAGCAGGAGUCUGCUGGGCUUUUGAUCCAUAUUUCCAGAUAACCCUAACGUACCUCCUUUUCUUGCCCUCCGCCCAGGCUUUACCCUAGUACUUUGCUUCUCAUCUGGAAAAGACGCCACCACAGGAACUCUCCUUUCCCUCUCCAGGCCUCAGUUUCCCUUCUGGAAAGGGAGGUGCUAGCAGUCUCUCCUCCCUCCUGUUUUGGCUGACUGGUUGGGCCCAGAACCUGGAAACACUUUGAGACAGGUGCCAGAUACUAGACUGAAUGCUUCACUUGCGAUCACGAAAAAUGCUUUCUCCAGCUCUGUGUCGUCCCUGUUGAGGACCCAGAGAGUUGGGGAUGAAAAAAGAAGUGAUAAGUCUUCAGCCAAAGAGUCCUUUUUACCCCUGGCCGCCUAUGGUAGCCACCUGUCUGCCUUUCUCUUUCUCCUGAGGGGAGAGCACAGGUCCCAGGUUAAACAUGUUCCUACUGCUACACCAGUGAGAAAACCAAGGCUCAAAGAAAUGAAGAAAACUGCAAAGGCCCCACAGAUCGUGGCAGAUCUGGAACUGGAAUCCUGGUUGCCUACCCUAAGGCCAGUGUUAGUGAUCUUGUUAUCAGUUGGUCCUCUGUCCCCGCGGCUGGUCUGUUAGCCUACCCUCCACCUUCCCGUGAACACAGGGGCCCGGGCACCCCCCAGCCCACACAGGCCUCACCUGGCCUAGUAUGUAGAGAUUUAGGAACAGCUUUGUUGAACUUUGAAAUCCUGAAACACUAGAACUGGAUUAGCUAGACUAAACCCCUUAUUGUGAAACUGGAGAAAUUGAAGUGCAGAGAGGGGAGGGGACUGUCAGAAGAUGUGAAUAAUCAUCUGGAGCAGGGACUAAGACUUGAGCUGUUUGUCCUCUGGGGCCAUUCCCUUAAUCGUGCCCUGUUGCCCUGAAGGAGAUGAGGGGGGUCCUUCAGUGCUCUCUUGAGGGGCCUCCUUCCACUGUGGAGCCCAGGAGAGACACAAGCACCCAUGAGUGUGCAUCUGUCAGUGUCCUGGUGCCUGUGAUCUCUUGUCCUCACAGCAGCCUUUCUGAGGAAGGGAUUGAUAUCUCCAUUUCAGGUGAGGAAAUAAGCUAAGAAAGAGGAUGUCACUUUCCAAAGUCAACCAGUUUAUCAGGUGACUCCUGUUCCCUGGCAUUCCUUCAUCAUGAUGGCCAAUUCUGAUCAGUAGGGAGGGACUUCCCAGAGAUCCUGUGUAGAUUCCCCAGGCAGUGAUGUAGUGUUCAAUUAAUUGUGUUUGCGAUGGAGAUUUAUGUAUGCAAUGGGCAUAGCUCAAAUGAAAAGGCACCUGCGUCUUGGGGUCUCUUUUCUCUACAGUGUUCUUUUUCUCAGUCUACUCUUCACACCCAUUCUCUCUGAGCCUGACUAGACCAGCAUUGCUCCCCCAGAUCACAGCUGAAGUCCAGGGAGAUAUCGCGAGCUGCCUGGAUUUCACUGCCAGUUGGUGUCCAACCUUCCAGCUCUCUGAAGGCCUUUCCUCUACCACUAAGUUAAGGCUGUUGGUUUUUGUCAAGAGAAACUCAUGUCACUCAUCCUUCCCUGGUUCCAGCACCCUACUAGGAAACAGUGUCUGGGAGGUGCUGAACCUUUGAUACACGUUUGUUCAAGAAGGAAAAAGAGAGAUAGUGUUGGGGUGAGGCCCACCCAUUGACCCCCACCUUACUGCUCCUUGUCUCUGCAGGAAGGCAGGGCAGCCCACACUGCUCCCCACCCCUGCUAGGUGCCUUACUUCUACCACUUUGCCUCAUCUCCAUGGCAGUCCUGCGAAGUAGCUACUAAAAACUCCAUUUUACAGAUGAGAGGACUGAGGUUCAGAGACUGUGGCUAGCCAGACCAGAGAAACCAGACAUAGCCAGGAGGCCAUCCUGCUAGGAGACUUUGUCACUCGAUGUGUUUUCUAUAUUUCUUACUAAAAGAGAGGAAAUUAGGGGGGCAGGGGAUAAAGACAUAUUUAAGUCACACAAAGUUCUACCACUAGAGAAAAACCACGGUUGUGUUGGUUUUUCUGAGAUUUUUCUAAAAUUAGGAUUUGGGCAGGCUUUUUAUUUUUUAAUGCAUAGCUAUAAUUUUCUUAGACAUGUCAUUUUCUCUGAUAAGGUCACUUGGCAUUAUGACGUCGGCCCCUCCAUGAGGUUGCAAACUCUUCUGAACAUGGUUUUUGAUGCUGUAAGAUCCCUCGCAGAGCUCGACAGCCAUCUUGAGAGGGCCAGGAAGCCGGGUCCGGGAGUCAGGAAGCCAGAGCUUGAGCAUCACCCCAGCCAGCCCCGCCCUGGGGGCCGAGGACAAGUCACUACACAGUCUCUGGGCUGUAGCUUCCUCAGUGCUAAAGCCGGGGACUGCACACCCUGCUCUGCAGCCUGACACUCAGAGCAUCGAAUGAACAAAAGCCUUUUGUAACUAUAAGGCCUGUGCCUGCCACAGGACUUUUCUUAAGCUUCCCUCAGCUUCCUUCUGGAAAUGGUCUGCUCCCUGGACUCCUGAGCCCUUUUGCUGAGGGCCCUGGGGUAGUAGCCCAGCUUCUCUGGGGCUCUCACACAAUGGCCUUGGAGAGCAGUCCCCUUCCUGUUAGGAUGCCAAAAGGAGCAUUGCCUCAGGGACAUUGACUCUCAAAGACCAUUAGCCACACUCCCAUCCUUGCCCACUUCUGGGUCCAAAGUUGGGAGGUUGCUUCCACAUUUUUCCUCUUUCUUCCAACAGCCUGACAACACCCCUGAGCGGUCUCUGGGCUCUGCUGUCACUUCAGGAAACCCCUGGAGCCUCUGAAUAUGAAAUAGCUCCACAUCACCUCCUCACAGCCAGUCCCUGGCUGCUGGGACUUGACCCAAGGGCUCUGGGCAUUGAGCUGUGUUUUCCCAGCCACCUGUAGGAGUAUGUGUUCCCACUUAAGCCCGGAGUUCAGUUCCUGGCUCUGCCACCUUUCCUUCCGAGGCCUCAGUUUCCUCCACUUCAAUAUGGGCCUAAGACUGCCAUGGAGUGACUGAAUGAACAGGUGUCCAGCACCCGCACAGGGUGAGGACUGGCUAGGUGUCACCGUCAUCACUCUCCACUGCUAACAUCUAGGCCUGGCACGGAGCAGGGGCCUGGGCAGGUGUGCCCUGUGGAGGACUGCGCAAGGACUGUGUCCAGGGUGCCUUGGGGCAUCACAAGCAUGGAACCAGCCCCCACCAUGCCGUGGCCCCUGCUGCUGCCCCAGCUGCUGCUGCUCGCUGUGAGUGGGGCCCAGACGACCCGGCCAUGCUUUCCAGGAUGCCAGUGUGAGGUGGAGACCUUCGGCCUCUUCGACAGCUUCAGCCUGACGCGAGUGGAUUGCAGUGGGCUGGGCCCCCACAUUGUGCCUGUGCCCAUCCCCCUGGACACAGCCCACCUGGACCUCUCCUCCAACCGGCUGGAGACGGUGAAUGAGUCGGUGUUGGCUGGGCCAGGCUAUACCACGCUGGCUGGCCUGGAUCUCAGCCACAACCUGCUCACCAGCAUCUCACCCACGGCCUUCUCCCGCCUUCGCUACCUGGAGUCACUCGAUCUCAGCCACAAUGGCCUGGCAGCCCUGCCAGCCGACAGCUUCACCAGCUCACCCUUGAGUGAUGUGAACCUUAGCCACAACCGGCUCCAUGAGGUCUCCAUGUCUGCCUUCACUACCCACAGCCAGGGCAGGGCGCUGCACGUGGACCUCUCCCACAACCUCAUCCACCGCCUCCUGCGCCACCCUGGGCAGGCCAACCUGCCCACGCCCACCAUUCAGAGCCUGAACCUGGCCUGGAACCGGCUCCGCGCCGUGCCCAACCUUCGAGACUUACCCCUGCGCUACCUGAGCCUGGAUGGGAACCCGCUGACUGCCAUAGGCCCAGGUGCCUUUACAGGGCUGACUGGCCUCAUGCACCUGUCACUGGGCAGCCUGCAGGGUCACCCCCAGCUGGAACCCUAUGGCUUCCAUGAGCUGCAAGGCCUGCAGGUCUUGGACUUGUCAGGCAACCCCAAGCUCAAGUGGGCAGGUGCUGAGGUCUUUUCGGGCCUGGACUCCCUACAGGAGCUGGACCUGUCGGGCACUGGCAUGGUGCCUCUUCCUGAGAUGCUGCUCCCUCACCUCCCGGCGCUGCAGAGCAUCAGCAUGGGCCAGGGGGUGUGGUGCCGGCGCCUGGUGCGGGAGGGCACUUAUCCCCGGCAGCCUGGCUCCAGCCCCAAGGUGGCCCUGCACUGCAUAGACACCCAGGAAUCUGCUGCCAGAGGUCCCAACACCUUGUGACGAAUGGCAUGGCCUGGGGCCAUACAUUAGACUGCCUCCCUGGGUGUCCUUGGGUCCUGGAUAAUUUAUAUUUAAUGUGCCAAUGCCAAUUUGGACUCUGCUGGCCUAUGUGGUGGCAUCAUCACCAGAGCUGUGGACCAGAGCUGUGGACCUGGGAAGAGGCUUUAGACCUGGGACCCACACCCAGGAGCAAAGUUUUGCCACUUUGUCUAUGUUGCCCCCCCAAACCAUAAGCAGAGGGUCCUCGAUGCCAAACCAGAAAGAAGUCCCCUGCUGUCCUUCCCUACUUGUCCCCAAAGUGCCUUCCCUCAAGCCUGGGCCAACCUGCAGAAGGAGGCCCUGCAGGAGGUUCUGCUGCAGGGCAGAGGUCAGGUCCAUGGCCGAGUGUCCCAGUGGGCCCAUGGUCCAGUCACUCAGGGGCAUGAUUUCUGUUAAUGACAUAGCCUGCUCUUUGCUCUGGGCACAUGAGGCCUGCUUCAUCCUUGCCUCUUCCUGUAGAGCCCUAGGUAGACCUUUAGUUAUAGGAAAGACUGGAGAGAAAAAAGUCCGCCUCCUCAUGUGACAGAUGGGGAAACUGAGACCUAGAGAAGGAAAAGUGAUAAUCUGAGGUACUGCAGCUGUGACUAGACAGCAUCCUGCCACCCAGCUGGGGCCCUUGUGCUUUUCUGUCUUUUCCAAAUCAUGCCCUUCCUCUCCCCUUUCUGGGCUCCCCACAUUCUACUGUUUGUACCCUACAGCAGUGGGAGCAGGACAGGCAAGGGCCUAGGACAUGGCACUCUGGUCUGGGUGGCUUAAGUUGAGUUUACCAGCUGUCAGAGCCUCUGGAAGCUUCAGGCUUCGACUCUCAAUUUGGCCUGUUUCCCAUUCUGGGGUGGGAUCCUCUGGCAAAACUGGAAAUGCACCCAUGACCCCUGAGGUACUGCUUCUAGGUGCUCCCUUAAGGAGCCGAUGUGGUCCUGGAACCCCACUGGCACGAGUCCUGGUUUCGGCCCCCUUGGUCCCUGAGCCCAAGAGGGCCCGCAGCACAUCUCACCCGGCUGAGAAUACAGCGGAAGGAGGCAGGGCACCCCACAAACCAGGUUUGUGCUCUACCCUCACAGCUGCAUCUCCACUUUCCAGCCCUGAGCUCUUUCCUUAGUCUUCAUUUUGUAAAAGUUGUUGCCUUUUUAAUAGACUGUCACUUUCAACCAACACCCCUCCCCUGCUGGCAAGGGAUGGAAACAUGUCAUUUGUAAAUAAAGAAAAGGUUGCAUUUGUUCACUUUUGUCAUGCUGUGUCCUGGGAUGUGUGGGGCGAGGAGGUGCUGGGAGG
Molecule: messenger RNA, 6210 nt
Organism: Talpa occidentalis (Iberian mole)
Lineage: Eukaryota; Metazoa; Chordata; Mammalia; Eulipotyphla; Talpidae
Gene: TSKU
Product: tsukushi, small leucine rich proteoglycan
Exons: 4
Coding region: 3808-4899 (363 amino acids)
Cellular component (GO): extracellular matrix
Molecular function (GO): protein binding
Source: RefSeq, a predicted model, not a curated record